CGGUUCUGCUGCUAUGAGUGCUUUGUGACAAGGGAGUGUAGUGUUGGCUUUUUUGCCCAAGACUCGCAGACUUCGGAGCUGCACAUUUGUCAAACUGAAAAACUCUCGUUCGCGACUACGCGCCAGUGAAACGUGUGUGUGUGUUGUGGACAGUUGUGUUUUUUUCUGUUUUUCAAAGUUUUGUGGCGACGCUCGAGAAAACCGAGCGACAAGGUGUGUUGUACGGUACGCUUACGGCGUCGGCACGACGAACCGACCAAAGAGUGGGAGUGAGAGGGUACAACCAAGAGAACGAGAGCGAGACAGAGAAAAAGAGAGAUACCAAGACUUUUCAACGCCGCCAAGCGCUCGCUUCUGCGUCUCCCAAUAAUGGAUGAUAGGUCAUCCACGUAGAAUAAAGCAGGUACUCGUUCUGUUGAUGAUAAGUAAAAAUAUAUUGCGAAAGGCACAUCGACGGUGGCGUAAAACCACCAAGAAGCAAGAGUGAGAAGUCACUGGAGGAAGGGGAAUGAGUGUGAAGGUGUGCAAGGGAGAGAGAGAGCGAUGGUAUUGGUGUUUUGAGGAGGGGGAAGAGUGAAAUCCAGCCAGAGGAAGAGAACGAAGGAAGGAAGAGCGGGAGUGGGAGUGAGACGUAGAGAUCUAGGAGAGAGAAGGACGACGACAUAUUGAGACCGGAGAGGCAGGCGAGACGCGUGAUAGCGCUCCUGAAACGAGCCCGCGAUCGACCGCAAGCUGCACCAGUGCAAAACUCGACUUUGAAAAAUUCGGGAGUGUUUGUCGUCGUCGUCGUCGUCGUCGUCGUUUGAAGGUGCUGUGCUGUGUGUGUCCUCGUUGCUAAAUCGUGAGCAAGUUCUUUGUUUGUCGCGUCGCGCCUCCUCGUAUAACCAGUUGUUGGCUGCGCUGGUGAGCGCGUGUCGUGUCCUGUCGUGCCGAGAGGCGCCUGGAAUUGGUGGUACAUGAGUGUGCGUGUCGUCGUACACGAGCGCUCUUGUCGAGCGCUGUGCAACCGAAAGUGGUGCGCGCGCCUCGCUACCAAGGAAAAAGGGUGUGUGCGGAAAAUCGGAAAGGUGCUUCCGGAUAUGGUUGUUGCCAAUUCUGUGUAGGUGUGCCCAGGGUAGUUUAUCUGCCGGCCGAAUUAGUUCCAGUGUCUGUGAGUGCAAAAAAAAAAGGGAAAGAAUCGGAGAAGAAGAGAGGAGUUGAAGAUACAAGGCUUCUCGAGUUGCUCCUUCAUUCGGGAAGGUUGGCGCUGUGUGAGUGUUCGUGUAUAUUUGUGCUAGUGAGUGCGUAAGCCACACCAAGUGCAUCGCAGACUCGAAACCUGCUUGCAUGUGGCUGUGUGUGUGAAUGAGUGAUAUUCUACGUUUCUGUGGAUUAUUCCUGUACGCUGGAUUACUUUAUUACUCAGGAUUACUACAUUACUCUCUGUGGAUUAUUACUGUACAGUUUGAGGAUUAACACGAUACUACUCGAGACAGCUAAAUUGGGCUAACAGUUACGCUUGAAUGCGCACAAUGAUUGUGUGGCUACCAAUUCACAGAGGAUCGGUACCAAGGACGAAUGCGUGCAUCGGGAAUCGGAUGUCGCGGACCUCAACGCGCUAGGCGAUCCAAGUUCCUGGUGCGGAGACGACGUAGAAGAAGAAGAGGGGAAUCGGGCGGAGUAGAGGAGGGUUUUUGGCCGAGGCUCGUUGCGAUAGGUCCCAAGGAGCGAAAGAAAAGACAGCAAGUUUGUUGACAAUGACUCGAUGUUGACUCGGGUGGUGUUGUGAUAUGAGGGAAGGAGAGGAUAAUCGAAAUUUUGAACGGAACAAGUAGAAGAAGAAGAAGAAGACAAGAAAGAGGUAAAGAGGCAAAGAAAAGAAAGAAGGAAGUAGAGAGAGAGAGAGAGAGAGAGAGGAAGAGAGCGAGAGAGUUAGAGGUAGAGUGUGGAACGGAAGGAAAGGAUUUAUUUAUACUAGGGUUGACGUAGAGUAGCUGGGAAGUGAUGUGUUCAAUGGACGACGCGCGUCUCGCGGGCGGCGGUCGGGGUAAAAGUGCUAACCAAGGCACUGCUCGGUGCAACUUGAGAUCGGCGAGAAAAGGUGGGCGAUCGUUGACCAGGCUGGCGGGCGCCGGGGAAACGUUUCCAAGGGCAUGGCGACCACGCCACUAGGCGGUCGCCUCCCUAACGUUAACCGCAAAGGACCGUCACCGUGCGUCGGUGGUGGCGGUGGAAUUAGCUCUACUGGCUCGACUAACAAUCAGCGCAAGCAGCAGGAACAACGCGUCGCAAGUAGAGAUCAUCGGCAUCAUAAUCACAAUCAUCAUAAUCAUAAUCAUCAUCACCAACAGAAGCAGCAACAGUCUCGUGAGAAGCCGGGACAGCGUCAGAAGCAGAAGAAGCAGCAGCCAAGAGGGGAUCAGAAAGCUAGCACGGUGGCUGCGCAAGCCGGGGAACUGGAUCCGACCGCGACGAAUGCGACCAACAACUUCGAGUACGACGACAAUGAAUGGGACAUCGGAAUAGGCGAUCUGAUAAUUGAUCUGGAUGCCGACAUUGAGAAGACGAGGGACGAAAAAUUGAGCUCGGGAACAGGUAUGGCUUCUACGCCAGCCUCGGCAGUAGCUAGCACGAACCACCAGAUUCCGAAUUCGAGCGCUCUCAACUCAUCCAACGGCGGCACUCUACCCACUUCUUCAUCCACCGGCCCAUCGUUGUCCGCCUCAUCCUCGUCAUCAUCCUCCUCCUCGUCCUCAUCAUCGUCUUUGUCGUCGUCGUCGUCGUCGUCAUCGUCGUUGUCGUGCAACGUGAACGCGACUACUGUCCACCCGCAGGGCAACAGCAGCAGCAGCGGCGGCAGCAACGCCUCUAGUGGCACUCACUCCUCGAUAGGGUCUUCUGCCACAGGCAAGCACCCUAUCGUUGGCGUGAACAACCUCAGCGCCGGCAACCCCGGCAAGAUGGCUGUUGAACACUCGGCCACCGUCGACAAGGGCCUCAAGAUGAAGAUCAAACGCACGAAGCCCGGGACCAAAACUAGCGAGGCCAAGCACGAGAUUGUCAAGUCAAACGAGAUCAACGGCACCGCUCAGGACGGGAACGUCUCCUCAAAUUCAAAUUCUUCCUCCUCCUCCUCCUCGACCUCGUCCACUUCGAGUAGCUCCAUCACCGCCCCAAACUUGAACUCGACCGAGAGUCAGAAUCAGGUCAGUUCCGGCAAGAAUAAGCCAAGUCAUCCAGCCGGCUCUGCGACUGGAAACAAUACCUCGACGCCCGGAUCCAAGAGAGGAUCCAGUGGACAUCGGAGGGACAAGGCGCGCGACAAGCACGACAAGCCCCAGAUUAAUCACGUUGCGCAAUCGACCAAACCCGAGAUGAACGGGACGUCGAGACCGCUCCAGAAUCACGCGUCCUCCAUUUCCUCCUGCGUAACUACCUCCGCCUCGAUGAUGACAACGACGAGUCCCGCCACUACGUGCUCGGUGACGUCCAGCUCUUCCUCUCUGGCUUCCUCCGCUCCCUCGGCCGCCGCAGCGACGGCAUCAUCCGCCAACACCACUAGCGCCACCUCGUGCACAUCCUCCUCGUUGACGUCCGUCUCCUCCUCGUACUCGUCCUCGGCCUCGCCAAACUCCUCGGCCUCGUCGUCAGCGAUAGCAGCGGUUGCGGGGAGUGCCAGCAAUCAGGCGCAGGGACCAACACCAGCAGCGACCGCCCCUCAGCAGCAGCAACCCCAGGGCCCGCCGCCGAGUUCGAGAACGGGUGGUUUCCCCGCCAAUCAGGGACCUGGUGCCACGGCGAACAGUGCCGCCGCUCCCUGUCCGCCCGCGAGUCCAGCCAGUGCAACUGCUGCGGCCGGAUUGGCGGCAAAACCCGAGCAGACCAAGGUGGCGGCUGUGCCUGGACCUCAUCUCGCCUGCACACUUGCCGAAGACUCUUUGGAUGCCGCGGCCAGUCCGCCACCUGCCAAAAAGUUUAAAGUCUGUCCCAAGUCGGAACUCAAGGACAUGUCGGAUGUGUGCGUCGGAACGAGUGUGGGUACUAUUACGGAACCUGAGUGCUUAGGCCCUUGUGAGCCAGGCACCUCUGUUACUCUCGAGGGAAUCGUAUGGCACGAAACUGAAGGAGCAGGUGUAUUAGUUGUGAAUGUGACGUGGAGGGGCAAGACGUACGUGGGUACGUUACUAGAUUGCACGAGGCACGACUGGGCGCCGCCGCGAUUUUGUGACUCGCCGACGAGCGACCUGGACGCGAGAACGCCCAAGGGUCGAGGGAAGCGUGGUCGAGCGGCGGCAAAUGCAACGCCCGGCAACGACCUUAGCAACUUCACCGAGACGAGGAGCUCGGUCCAUAGUAAAUUGAGAAACGGCGGCAAGGGUCGUCGAGGUGCCGCCCAAAAUUCCCCAGCAGCGAGUCCAAGUCCGGCCUCGACGUCGGUAGUGACCGCGACCGCCACCACCUCCUCGUUUGUGCCUCCCAGACCCGACCCGGCAGCCAAGAGGAAGUCCCGGGGUCCCGAGGAAGAGGAGAGGAGCAAGAGGCGAGCAGCAGCAGCAUCAGCAGCGCCACCUCCAACGCCCCCGAGCGGUGGUUCGCCGCCUGCGAGUCCAGUUCUCCUCGAGUGUCCGGAACCGAAUUGCAGUAAAAAGUACAAGCACAUCAAUGGACUGAAGUAUCAUCAGAGCCACGCGCACGGCUCGGCAGACGACGAGGACACCAAGGAGGGCAUCACGAGCAUGUCGGAGAACGACGAGAGCAAUAUUGAGGCGCCAAGUCCGGCGACUCCGGUAAAGUCGCCGGCAGAGAAGCUGGAGACGGCUGUGAGCACGCCGGCGAGAGUUGGCAGUCCCGCGGCGAUGCCGGCCGAAACACCACCACCACCUCCUCUUCCUCUAGUUGCUGGCAGGGUGCCCUCGCCGAAUGCCGCCGAGACGCCCGCGGCGACGACAGUCACCACCACCAGCGCCAUCAUCGGCAACAGCAGCAGCAGUAGUACAUCAUCAUCAGCGGCUACGACCAACACAACAACCACUACCACCACCACGGCUCUGACGGACUCUAAGAGUAUUGUUAAACCGGGUGUUCUCAGGUUCGGACAGGAGGAACCUGUCUCUGUCUCUGUGUCUCUGCCUCUACCUGCACAAGCCAGUGCACCACCACCUCCCAGGCAAUCGGUACAACAAGCACAGCCCGUUCCGCCGUCAAGUCUGAACCCACCGAGUCCGAACCCUCGAUCGAGUCAGUCUCCAAGGCCUGUACUCUCUCCACAUACCACUGCGAGUAUCCCUCAACCCCUCAACAUACCCCAACCACCCUCGUCCACACAACUCCAAAUCCCAAUCCAGAACACCAUCGUCCCACCUCAACAACAAUGUCUCUCUAAUGCCCCACCUAGCCACCUCCAACCUCCCCCGCAGUCCCUCGCAACUGUUCACCAGCACCCGUCGAUUUCGCACAACGUGCAGGCUCAGCCGCCUCUUCCCCAAAGCACCCAACUCCACGUGACACAGCAGCAGCCUCCACUGCAAAAUCUCCAAAAUCUGCAAAAUCUCCAGCAACCCCAGCAGCAGACUCUUAUCUCCGGACACAAUCCGGUUCUCCAGAGCUUGUCAAACCAAAUCCCCCCGCAAGCGAGUAGUCUUCAGGCCGUAGCGACUUCCGGCGCUGUUGUUCAACCCCACCUGCAGCCCUAUCCGAGCGUCACGCUGCACGCCAAGAUCCCCCAGUUCAAGGUGAAACCGACCGCUGCCCUGAUGCCCGAGCAGGACAAGAGCAAGGAUCCGCGAGCCGCGAAACCUCAGGGAUACAAGAAGAAGUCGCGCAAGUCGCCGGGAGGAAGUCCCCAUCCGUCGCCACUCGAAGCCCCGCUGAUCGACUCGGCACGCGAAGACGUCCAGUCGCCGGCCUACUCGGACAUCUCGGACGAUGCGGCGCCCGUUCUUGAAGCCGAGAGUGUCAGCGACAAGAGUCUGAUGAAGCAGGUUCAGGAGAAGGACUCGUCGAAGCCGAGUCCCCAGAGCCACCUGCCAACUCAGUUCAGCAUGUAUCCAUAUUACGGGCAGUCGCCGUAUCUGGUCCCGAGUGUGCAGGAGAAAGGACAGGAUGCCAAGAUUGACCUGACACCCAAGCAGGAGGUCAAGCCCCUCAAUGUACCGCAGAUGCCUUCUAUGACCGGUUUGCAGAGUAUAGCAAUCACAGACAAGGACAAGAGUAAGGAUCUGGCUCAGGCCCAGCAGCAGCAGCAACAGCAGCAACAACAGCAGCAGCAGCAGCAGCCGCCCCAGCCGCACUAUUAUGCAAGUUACGGGGCUUACAUGUCGCCGGGGUAUCCGUAUCAGCAGCAGCCUCUGUCUCAGCAGCAGCAGCAUCAGGUCCAAGAAGCCGAGACGCACGAUCAAAAAGUAGUCUGCAAGAUCAAGCAGGAGCCUCAGCAGCAGCAGUCGAGCCUGAAAGAGAAGCAGCACGAGAAUCAUCAGAUACUGAAGGAGAGUAUUGAGAUGAAGAGUCAGAUGAAUCCGUAUCAUGUUUAUCAUGGGACGCAGAGUCAGAGGGCGCCGCCAACGAGUUCUGCGCAGAUCCAGGAUGACAGGAGGUAUUAUUUGUAUGCUGGUGAACAGCAAAGGCGGAAAGACGAUUGUGGAGGAAAGCAGCAGCAGCAGCAGAAUAAAGCACCGCCUCCGAGUCCCAAGCAUCAGCCGAAGCAGGAAAAGUCGCUGCUGCAGCAGGAGAUGGGAGGGAAGAGCGAUGAGGGGAAAAUGAAGCAGGAGGGAGUGAAGCCGACGAUGGAGACGCAGGGACCUCCGCCGCCGCCAACCUCGCAAUACGCUUAUAUUCAUCCGGGGUAUAUGCCACCCCAGCAUUAUGGAACGCUCAGCUUUGACCCGGGACACGGGGUUUACCGAGGAUUGAGUCCUAUGCUUGUUCCCGGACCUUACACUGGGAAUCCUUACAUUCACCAGUUGCCAAGGUACCACGGCGCCGCGGAAGACCUGAGUAGACCACCCGGAGGAAAGGCGCUCGACCUUCUGCAGCAUCACGCGAACCAGUAUUACUCAGCCCACAAAAUCCACGAGCUUCAGGAGCGAGCCUUGAAGUCUCCGACGCCCAAGGGACCGAGCGCAUCAGCGAGUCCCUCGUCAGUGGGCGGACCCACCCCCUCGAGGCCACCGAGCGGUCCGCCGACGUGUGUCGCGGGCCCUGGACCUCCGCAGUCGCAGCAGUCUGCCGGCAAGCAGCAAGGCCAGGCGCCCGGGCAACCCGGUGGUCCACCGGGCCAACCGCAGCAGCAGCAGCAGCAAUCUGGACCCGGCGAGGCGCCCGGCGGACCUCUCGGGAAGGACAGUCGCAACUCGUCCUCGCCGCCUCCGCCGCCUCCCAGACUAGUCCAUGCGCACCACACCCACCUCGACAUCGGCUACUCGAUGUUGAACGGUCAGUAUCCCGCGCCCUACGGCGGCAAGCCUCUCGUCAGGCCCUGACAGUAAGGCUUCCAGUUCCGCGCUUCCGCGACACGUGACUAGAUUCUCCAAGAAUCAUCAUCUUGAACAAUCACGCACUGCCGCCGUUCGGCGGUUAUGAUCCCGUCUUGAAUAAUCGGUAGGUAAGCAGCUACGUUCCCGCCCUCGUCCGAGUCGAGUCGAGUCUUGUUGUCCCAAGUGGCUGGGAUUUUUAUCAAUUAAAAGAGGAGCUUCUCUUUGCACUAUUUCAAUUGAGUGCUACUGUUAGGUUGUCUCUUGAAAUUUCACCUAUAUCAUCAUAAACUUUAAUGCUCUCCAAUUGUACUCGGAUUUUGAAACAGAUGUCGCCACUGACUCCUUUUCUCGCUCUAGAGCGAACACUUUCUAUCAUUCUUUUUAUUGUUUGUGGCGAUCAGCUAUUGGCUUGACUUGGCGCAUGCGUGGAAAAGUAACCUCCACUGCGCACGGCCAAAAGUUGAGCGCGAAUGUUCUAACAAAGUUUCCGCUCUAGAGCGCGACAGAGGAGUAUUCAGCGGGAGAUAGUGACAAGUGUCGCGCGUCUUUUUUGAAUUUUAAUUGGGUAUUGGAAAUUAUGAUAUGUUUGCAAAUUAGCCAGAGUCUCAAUUCUCUUAUUUUCAAAUGUUACGAAUUUUUGAAUUUUCCAGGAAUUGGCAAAUUUUUGCAACAUUUUUCAAGUGCUGCAUAUUGAUUCGAGAACUUGGAUAUAUUUUCAUUGGUUUCUUUUGUUUUCGAAACAUAUUCCAAAACCAACUUUUUGUGUAUUCAUUUUGACAAUUUUUAGAGCAUAAACGGAUUUUUUAAAGAUUUUUUUUAGAAAAUUUGUAAUGCUUCUUUUUUAUGAAAAAUUAAUUUCAAGUUUUUCAAACAAUUUCAAUUGAUUUAAUAAAUUGGUGAAAAAAUAGCUGCAAGAUUCUAAGGCAAGUUUUUAAACAAUUUU
This is a messenger RNA of Belonocnema kinseyi, 8394 nucleotides long. RefSeq names its product zinc finger protein 608-like. Bases 2133 to 7457 code for a protein of 1774 amino acids. The record is from RefSeq and is a predicted model, not a curated record. The transcript has 6 exons. Gene Ontology annotation, biological process: regulation of transcription by RNA polymerase II. Gene Ontology annotation, cellular component: nucleus. NCBI's taxonomy places the organism in Eukaryota, Metazoa, Arthropoda, Insecta, Hymenoptera, Cynipidae.